Messenger RNA from Larimichthys crocea (large yellow croaker), 3935 nucleotides. It is a transcript of the gene ppfibp2a, whose product is annotated as PPFIA binding protein 2a. The record is from RefSeq and is a predicted model, not a curated record. Lineage: Eukaryota; Metazoa; Chordata; Actinopteri; Sciaenidae. Gene Ontology annotation, molecular function: protein binding. Gene Ontology annotation, biological process: neuromuscular junction development. The transcript is spliced from 22 exons. Gene Ontology annotation, cellular component: presynaptic active zone. Bases 655 to 3345 code for a protein of 896 amino acids.
UCAGUCUCCUCCACUGCCUCCUCCCCUUCUGCGUCGUUUUUACUGACUUCUUGCUCUGCACCACAUCUGACAAGCAUGUGCUGCAGAAAGUUUCCUCUCCCCUGUGCCCCUUUAGGAAGCCCCGCAAAAAAUUAGCUUGACUGAGAAGUACUUCAGACAGAGCGAGAGAACGGGCUAGAGACACACACACAGAGGCACAGGAGAGCGAAAGGGAGUGCAGAAAAAGAUGAGAGAUCAUGAGGUGCAGCAGAAAUGCAGUGAUGUGGUAAAUACUGAAGAAAUUUGAGUGUGCUUAAGAGAGAAAGCAGGAGAAAGAAAAAGGGGGGAGUUAGAAAGAGGUAGAAAAAAAGUGAAGCGACGAAAGAACGGGGGUACAGCCAACUGGCAUAGUUUAAGAAAUUCGGCUCGGCUCUAAAAGUCUCAGGCUGCCCAGACUUAAAACCACAUGGACUAAGGUCCUCUCUGCUCUCUCUACAACUGCAAUAUGAAGGGUCUGUAAAAGUAGGAGAGUUGGAUUCAGGGAGAUCGAACCAUUGUUUUGUCUUACUGUGGAUUUUGGUAUCUGUUCAUCCUCCUUGAUGCUUUAUAGCACUGGCUGAAUUCUGUUAGUAUCUAACAUUAAAAGCCAGACCUACAGUACAAUGGGCCUGCAGAAUGGAGUAUGACAUUGAUUUCUACAAACAUUUUGCCUGGCUUAGGAAGGUUAACCUCCAUUCAUCUGGCAACAGUGAGUCCUAUCAGGAGAGGUUAUCACGUCUGGAAGGAGACAAAGAGUCACUAAUUCUGCAGGUGAGUGUGCUAACAGACCAAGUGGAGGCUCAGGGGGCCAAGAUCAGUGAUCUACAGAGUUCUCUGGUGGAGCAUCAGCAGAAACUCGACUCCACAGAGGAGAUGCUACAGCAGGAGCUCCUGCAUAGGACGUCACUGGAGAACCAGAAGCUGAGUCUCAGGGGUGAGGUGUCUUACCUGAAACUAAAGCUCACAGACAUGGAGGGAAAGCAGGCCCAUGGGGCUGAAAGGCAACACAAAGCAGAGACUGUAGUGAAUUUCAUUAGUGAGCUGCAGGAGCAGAUGUGUAGGUUUCAAAAGGAGAUCAAUAGCAAGAUCCAGGAGAAAAAGGCCUUGGAGAUCCCAGCUGACAGCUCUCCAGUUGUGUGCCCUGCUGAGUCCAUCGAGGGCCAGGGCUCAAACCCUGGACCAUCCGGUGACAGAACCUCAGGGGUGAUGUACAAACUAGAAGAGACUCCAGAUGGGAACACAAACAUCCUGGAAGAGGGUAGCUCAGAUGCAGAGCAGCAGUACCACUGUGGAGGAGAAAGCGGCUUAAUUAAGGAGCUCAAGAUUCUCAAGGACAAAGUAGAGCACCUGGAGGACCAGAAGUUACAGUACGAGAAGAAACUCAAAGCAACGAAGGCAGAGAUCAACAGCCUUCAGCAGCUUCUGCUGUGUAAGAACGCUGAGAUCGAGAGCUUGCACACUCAGCUGCUGGCCAGACCCUCUCUAUCCCCAGAGAGCUCAGAGAGAGAUCAGGAACUGCAGAAGCUUAGGAGUGGAAUGAAAUCACUGGCAGCUGCCAAUGAUGAAAAGGACCGUCGUAUUGAAGAGCUCACUCUGCUCCUGAAUCAGUGCAGGCAAUUCAGAGAGGUCACUCAUGCCACAAGGCAAGCUCCACCUGCUGUUCGUUCAUUAUCAAAUGGUAGGACUCCAUCAAGCAGCAGUGAGGAAGAAGAGCAUAGCCUCACGAAGAACACUGAUUCUGCUAGUGCAAAAUCAGAGGAUGUAAAGUCUGAAACAUCACAGGUUUCCACAACCAGUUCUUCCUCCAAUCAAACAUCUCUUUCAUCAGUCCAGAAGGACAGUGAUUCCAGAACAGAACCACAGACAUUAUCAAGUAGCAUGAAUGACUUAACAAAUGGACCUUCACAAAAGAGCGGUCUGGGUGACACCAGAAGUCAGACACUGCCUGUGAAUUCGUCUCUGUCAGAGCAGAAUGGUAUCGAAGACAACAGCAGUGAAAUUCAGAGUCAACGGUCUCCAGAUGGGAGCGAAGAUGGUGACUCCAGCCAAAGAAAGUUGGACAAAGUUGAUGACAGCACUUCAAGCGAUAAUUCCCCGUCUCAUUCUGGAGCAAAUACACAGGCUGGCCAGCGAGCUGUGGGAUCACCCGAGUACAUGAAGAAUAACAGGAGCUUCAAGAGACUCUGGGGAAAACUUCGAAGAACUCAGUCUGGAGGGCUCCAGGCAGCAGAUCCAGAUGCCGGUCAGUUUAGAAGAGGAGGCCUGCGUGCAACUGCAGGACCCAGACUGACCCGGACCCCUGAAUCUUAUGACUCUGCACGUGAUAUGAAUAUUCCAUUUAGCCAGUGGACCAAAGAGCAGGUGUGUGGCUGGCUAGACGACUAUGGACUGGGCCAGUAUGUCAAUCUCACAAGACAGUGGGUUGAAAAUGGACAGACACUGCUAUCUGCCACACCUCAGGAUUUUGAGAAGGAGAUGGGAAUGAAGAAUCCACUGCAUAGGAAGAAGCUGCAGCUCGCUCUGAAUGCGUUCACCACUAAAGUUAUAGAGAAAUCAGCUGAGCUGGACUACAUCUGGGUCACACGGUGGUUGGAUGAUAUUGGUUUGCCUCAGUAUAAAGACCAAUUCCAUGAAGCUCGAGUAGACGGUCGAAUGAUACAAUACCUCACAGUGAAUGACCUCUUGACUCUAAAGGUCACCAGCCAGCUUCAUCAUCUCAGUAUUAAAUGUGCCAUCCAUGUUCUUCACGCCAACAAGUUCAACCCCAACUGUCUUCGACGUAGACCAGGGGAAGAGCGUCACCCAUCUCCCUCAGAGGUGGUGCAGUGGUCUAACCAUCGUGUAAUGGAGUGGCUAAGAGCAGUGGAUCUGGCUGAAUAUGCUCCUAAUCUACGGGGUAGUGGUGUUCAUGGUGGGCUAAUUAUCCUGGAGCCUCGCUUCAGCUCAGAGACUUUGGCCCUGCUGUUAAAUAUUCCUCCACAGAAGACUUUGCUCCGUCGCCACCUCGCCACUGCCUUCUCUGCCCUGGUGGGGGCUCAGGCCACGCAGGAGAAGCGAGAGUAUGGCAAUGCCACAGGCCAUGUGCCCCUCACUACCACUGCUAAAGUAAAGCCAAAGAAGCUGGGCUUCACCCAAUUCAGUCACCUCAGAAAGAGAAAACCUGAUGAAUCUGCGGACUAUAUCUGCCCAAUAGACAGUGGAACGCUGACAGUGAAUGGGGUUUCUCGGUUGCCCUCUGCAGCACUUAGAGGCCUUAGCACCAGCUUGGACAGACAGACUGAGAGGCGGGAGCAGGUGGGGAUAAAGGCUAAUGGCCAAAAACAAUAAUUUAAGGAAUAUAGUAGGAAACUACACCCUCUCCACCAUGCUCUCACUCACUAAGUGACUUUGUGAAUCAGUGGAAAUUCUACUGCAGAAAUAAACCUAAGAUGAAUCCAUGUGCUGAUUUGCUGGAUGGGCUGCAAAGAUGCUGUGUUUAGCAGGCAAUGCUGUUCAUGUAUUUUCACUGAGGUGUGGCUUAAACAAAGUUCAUCUAAAAUAGUGAUGAAUGGUGUCAUUGUGUGAAUUGUUUUAUGAAAGCUGCUCUCUGCAUUCCUUAAACAGUAUACUUUUGCUUUAAAACAAUGCAUUUUACUGACCAUUUUGUAUCUAAACUUUAAUUAGAGUUGUGGUGACCUUUUCUUGUUAUGUAUGUGGUUUGACUGUACAGUAUAAUAAUUAACAACAGCUACUUUAAGAAUGUUUCUCAUUGUAUGACUGAAAUUAAUCUAAAAUUAAAUCAUUUUAAUUCUCGACAGUACACUUACUCUUCUGCACCUUCAAAUGAGGCUUAUUGGUAUACCUUAGGAUUCUCCCACCCAAAUGUUGCCUUGUUUCAUGAGAUCAUUGUGAAUAUGUAAUAUUAUAAUAAACAUGAG